AAUCGUUGCACACACAUCAUCGUCCACAGCAGUCGGCGAAGCACUAAAAACCCCAAUUGCUUAAACCCUAACCGGAAACUCUCUCUCCGCCGUCACUCAUGGCGUUCUUCGACCUAAGCAUCCCCUACAGCUACCCAUCCCCAUCAGGCGGGAAAGAAAUCAUCGUCCCAAACAAACUCCGCGUAAAGCUCGCCACGAAAGCCAUGGAUCUCGGCUACGUCGGGAUCGCGCACAACCACUCGAUCGAAGGCGCAAUGUCGGAGAAAGACUCUUGCACGAUCCCUCUUCUCACCCUCGGAUCUCUCGUCAAAGCCGCUCCGCGACUAGCUUUCUCCGUCGCGUUCCACCGCGACCUACUCAACGCCCCUCGAUCCACUCCGUUUCGGCAGUACACUCGCGUCACCGUGAAACUCGAGAGUAAGGCUCAGUGCCUGGGGCUGAACUCCGGGAACCCGGUUUUGAAGAGCUACGAUAUCGUUGCGGUUAGGCCGAUGAAUCAGUACGCGUUCGAUCAGGCUUGUGCGAAAGCUGAGGUUGAUGUUAUCUCGAUUGAUUUCUCGAAUUUGCAGUUUCGGUUGAUGCAUCCGUUGGUUAAAGCUGCUGUUAAGCGUGGGGUUUACUUUGAGAUCAAGUACUCUCAUCUCUUGAGCGAUGCUGAGAAGAGGAGACAAGUUAUAUCCAAUGCCAAGUUACUAGUGGAUUGGACUAAGGGGAAGAAUCUGAUUAUAUCGAGUGGUGCUCCUUCAGAAAAUAAAGGUCCUCCUUCAGUCACGGAACUUAGAGGUCCUAACGAUGUUAUUAAUCUCAUGUCAUUGCUUGGACUCUCUAGUGAGAGAGCCAGAGCUGCCAUUUCAGUGAACUGUAGGAAUAUGAUAGCCAAGAUUUUAAAGAAGAAGCGGUUUCACAAAGAAGCUGUCAAGGUUGAGUUGCUUUCUUCUAGUGAAACCUUUAGCCUUGAACAGCCUCUGUCUGGAGAUUGUAUGAAAUGGGAUCCUCUUUCGAGCGGCGAAGGUGACUUGCUUUUGGAAGAUCUCGCAAAGGCUUUUGAAGCUACCACACGUCCUGUGGCGCACAAAGCGUUUGAUUUCACCUCUGAUCGUAAUGGCUUGCCGUCACGUGGUUUCCGGAUCGGUAAUAUUCUAGGAACUGAACCUUUGACUCAGCCACUUGCAGCUAAGAUUAUUGACGCACGAGUUCUCUGUAAGAAUCAAGUCUCUGAAGUGUGUAUGGCUGAUUCAGUUUCAUGUGAUGAUAAUCUCGGGGAAAACGAAACAAUUAGCCAAAUUGACAUGCUGGUUUCUGAAGAUGACCACAUAGUGGAACCUACAACGAAUGUCCCACUGUCUAGCCAGGGACAGGAAGUUUUGGUGCAAGAUGAAGCAGCUGCAUCAUUUUCAUUGAUAAGAUGUACAGAGUCAGAUGCAGCUUCUGAUGUUAACAUGCAGACUGAGUUGGAUUCUGAAGAUAAAUCAAUGUCGCCAUCAAAAAGUGAUCACGGGAUCCAACAAAGUCAUGUUGAAAACUUAAACAUGGAAACUAUUGGUGUUGAUGAUGAAGUCCCAGUGGACGGAGUCAACAAAGAAGGAGCUGGGUUUUGUCAUGCUAAUAUUGAGCAACCUACAUCCACUGGUGUUGAUGAGAUGAAAAUCGAUGAAGCAAAUCACGACAAGUACAUGGAGGUGACAGUGGAAGACCAGAAGCAUGAAACAGGUGACAAUAAUAUUAUUCUUCCUACCUUAUCCUCUUCUGAGACUACCGAUUUGCUAAGAGAAUCGAGUAACUCUCUCAGUCCAGAGGCGGUUGGACAAGACCUUGACCAAGUAUCAAGGUUAGAGUCCAGUGAGGCAGAGCUUGGGGAAGAGCCAUCUGUUCAAUACGAGAUAACAAUGGAAGACAAGAAGGACACGGAAACUAAUCAACAAGCCCGUGUCAAGUCCUCUGAAAGAAACAAUUCCAGAAACUCAGGUAAGGUACGAGCUAAGAGGAGUUGGGUUAGAUUAACGCAACUACAACCUUUGAAGCCGUUUCUACUUCAACGUUUCAAACGAAUUAGUAAAAGAAGAAAACAUAGAAGAGCUUGAUGAUCCUUAACUUAAACGCUAGAGAAGUUUUGUUCAUUGAUUUAAACCCACGCAAGUCUUGUUGUAUUAUUGUUGUACUGAUCUUUAAAGAUAAGAGAAAAAUUAUAAAGUUUAGAGUUGGUUUCA
Messenger RNA from Brassica oleracea var. oleracea, 2207 nucleotides. RefSeq lists its product as uncharacterized. The coding region runs from base 99 to 2081 and encodes 660 amino acids. NCBI's taxonomy places the organism in Eukaryota, Viridiplantae, Streptophyta, Magnoliopsida, Brassicales, Brassicaceae. Gene Ontology annotation, cellular component: nucleolar ribonuclease P complex. Gene Ontology annotation, molecular function: RNA binding. The record is from RefSeq and is a predicted model, not a curated record. Gene Ontology annotation, biological process: tRNA processing. The transcript has 5 exons.